Messenger RNA from Leptonychotes weddellii (Weddell seal), 2571 nucleotides. NCBI's taxonomy places the organism in Eukaryota, Metazoa, Chordata, Mammalia, Carnivora, Phocidae. The record is from RefSeq and is a predicted model, not a curated record.
UUGUGUGUGUGUGUGUGUGUGUGUGUGUGUUUCAGGACAAGGGCUCCAGCCUGGACCCUCAGCAGCACUUUAACGCACUUGACGUGGGCACCCUGGGCCUUAACACCAGUCACUCACCAUCAGCGUCCUCCAGAAGCUCCCACAAAUCCUCGCACACGGCUAUGUCAGAACCCGCCUCCACUCCGAGCAAGCUGAUGGCAGAGGCCAGCACCACGGCUUUACCCAGAUCGGCCACCCUGCCCCAAGAGCUCCCUGUGCCAGGGCUCAGCCAGGCAGCCUCCAUGCCGGCUCCCCUGCCGGCCCCGUCGUCCUGUGACCUCACACAGCAGCUCCUGCCGCAGACCAUCCUGCAGAGCCCCCCUGCCCCCAUGACACAGUUCUCAGCACAGUUCAGCAUGUUCCAGACCAUCAAAGACCAGCUGGAGCAGCGGACACGGAUCCUGCAAGCCAACAUCCGGUGGCAGCAGGAAGAGCUCCACAAGAUCCAGGAACAGCUCUGCCUGGUCCAGGACUCCAACAUCCAGAUGUUUCUGCAGCAGCCGGCUGUAUCCCUGAGCUUCAGCAGCGCCCCGCGGCCCGAAGCUCAGCAGCAACUCCAGCAGAGGUCGGCCCCAGGCUCCCAGCCCCAGCUCGUGGCCAGCCCUCAGCUUCCAGGGCAGAUUGGCUCUGCCCAGGUGGCGAACCAGCACCUGCUCAGAGAAUCCAGUGUGAUAUCAACCCAGGGUCCAAGGCCAAUGCGAAGCUCGCAGCUGAUGCCGGGAAGCGGCCCCUCGGUGAGCAGCUUGACGCCCCAGUUCAGCAGCGCCACGGCAGUGCUCCCGCCAGCUCUGAGCCUGACCACGCUCGCUUCUGCCUCCCAGGACGGCAGCCAAUGCCGGCCCAGCCCAGCCUUCAGCCAUGAUCGGCAGCUCAGGCUGCUGCUGAGCCAGCCCAUCCAGCCCAUGAUGCCUGGGUCCUGUGACGCGAGGCAGCCCUCAGAGGUCAGCAGGACUGGACGACAAGUCAAGUAUCCACAGAGCCAGGCUGUGUUUCCAAAUGCAGACAUGCACACCACCAGCAGCAGCGCCUCACCCCCCGUUCUGCUGAUGGGACAGGCGGUGCCCCAGCCCAGCUUCCCCGCCUCCCGGCAGUCACCCCUGCAGCCCGCACAGGCCCAGCAGCAGCCACAGCACUUCCUGCAGGUGCAGGCACCAACCUCUCUGCACAGUGAGCAGGACUCGCUACUUCUUUCCACCUACUCGCAACAGCCAGGGACCCUGGGCUACCCCCCGCCGCCCCAGCCCUCACGCCCUCCCCGAAGGGUCAGCAGCCUCUCUGAGUCCUCGGGCCUCCAGCAGCCACCCCGGUAGAGUCCUGGCACCUCCGUCGGGUCACAAUCAGCUUUAACCAAUGGACGGACCAUGGGGGUGGCCACAGGAACUGGGGAGAGGAGUUUAAACCCUUGGCUUUUGAGCGCACUGCAUACAUUUCAGAACUCCUGGAUGGUAACCAUCUCCAGAAUGCAGUGGCUGGCCGUGGAAAAUGAUCAGAAUACUGGCCGUGUUUCCCUAGCCUCUGUGUUUCUCGGGCACACUCUACAGCCAUACUCGGAUAGGAACCGAGUGCCCCACGAAAGCGUCAUUACUCAGUUCACUUAGCAGACGGCACGUCUCGCCACGUCCUCCCCGAGAGCGCACUGGUCCCUCUAGCCGGCUGUGGUCCAUCCACACUUGCUAGCUGGCCUUCACUCUCCUGAUCCUCUUUCCUUUGCAUUCGAGAAGCACUGGGUCAGAGAUCUGUUGAAGAGAGAGAAUAAAGAGAUUAUUUUUCAUUAUUUUUAAAUGGUGGUUUUUGUUUUAAUUUGCACAGCUGCACAGAGGAGAUAACUUAGGCACUUUCAGGUUUUAAAAAUAAGGAGGUCUUGUGACUUCACUUGGAGACCCAGGAACAAAAACAGCCCACCAAUCAGAUGGUCUUUGUUAACCAGGCCGCAGACCCACGCCCUCUGGUCUGAAACCUAAUGGAAGAAGGCUCUUUCUGGUGGUUAUUGUUUCCCCUAAAUAAAACACUGGACUGUUCCUGUUUACUUCCUUGAUUGCAACUACAAAGGCAGACUCAAAGCAAAGCACAAUCAUGCAGCUGAUAUUCCGGAAUUCUGUCGGGAACUCCGAGACGGAAUGGGAGGAAGAGGUAUCCCAAGCCAGGCAGGCCCAUGGAGCUCCAGGUCCCCGAGGAAAUCCCAGCACGCGCCGGCCCCUUGAGUCAGAAUGCUGCAUCUUUCUACAGAUCUUUCGUGAGAAGACCGAGGAUUGGAUUCUCCUUUUCAAAAUGCACUUUGCUUUUUUUGUAUGUUUUGUUAUGUUGAGAUGUUUCUAAAGAGAAGAUUUUAUGUAAUUAAAAGACGAAGUGUAGUGAAUUGUACAGCUGUUGUAAUAAUGACCUAUUUCUAUAUAAAAUAAAAUUGUAUGGAUUAUGUGUAAAUUAUUUUGUAUCUGAGACACCAGUUCCUUUCCCAGAUAUAAAAGUAUAAAAGUUUUCUUGUGUUUUUCUGUGAGUGGCCAUUUUGUAAUAAAUUAACGAAUUUGUACAAUU